Molecule: messenger RNA, 616 nt
Organism: Micropterus dolomieu (smallmouth bass)
Lineage: Eukaryota; Metazoa; Chordata; Actinopteri; Centrarchiformes; Centrarchidae
Product: sperm acrosome membrane-associated protein 4-like
Exons: 3
Coding region: 19-417 (132 amino acids)
Source: RefSeq, a predicted model, not a curated record
CCAAACCGACACACAGAGAUGGCAAAGAUCCUAUUUGGAGUCAUUGCAGUUCUUGCAUCUUUAAUGCUGGUGGAGUCCCUGACCUGCAACAAAUGCAGCAACGGUAUUUUGGGCUACUGCCUUAGCGCUUCUCAGGUGACCUGCACAAGCAACACCAGCCUCUGCUUUACUGGAAAAGCAACUUUCACAGGAUUGACCUCUGUGGGCUUCAACACCCAGGGCUGCCUUGAAUCCAUUGGCUGUAACACGAAUACCACCAGCAGCCUGUUGGGUGUCUCCUACACGACACAAACCACCUGCUGCUCAACAGACCAGUGCAACCCUGUUCAGGCCAGUGGAGCACCAUCCACCAAGAUGACCCUCACCGCUGCCAUUGGUGUAGCCGUCCUGGCCUCCAUGUGGGGAAGCAUACUGUAACAUGCUAAUGCCAAAUCACCAUAAGCAGCUAGCUGCUUCCAGCUGCUCCUGAAACCCGUUCAUAUGAUUCAUUAUACCUAUUGGGGCAUUUUAGAAGACCAAACACACUAUCAAAAUAAACUAUUUGAUCUAAUGAGUUUAUUAGUAUCAUUAUUUAUAUGCUCAUAUUCUGUGACACUCUUUGUUUUUCAUAACUAAG